Messenger RNA from Gossypium arboreum, 883 nucleotides. RefSeq lists its product as uncharacterized. The transcript has 2 exons. Lineage: Eukaryota; Viridiplantae; Streptophyta; Magnoliopsida; Malvales; Malvaceae. The coding region runs from base 121 to 528 and encodes 135 amino acids. The record is from RefSeq and is a predicted model, not a curated record.
AAAAAACAAAACAAAAAAAACUAUAUAUCACUAUCUACGACUACUAUUGAUAUAUAUCUUGCACCACCUAGCUUUACCUAUUUUGCCUUUGUACGUAUCAUUUUUUAUAGAAGAACAAGAAUGAUGAAGAAUGAAGAAAUGCUAUCGUCAACUAGGCCAUUGACUAUAGGGUUCCCACUAGGCUUCGCCUUCCUUUUGAUCUUAUUGUUUUGCAUAAGCGGGUUUGUUAUCGGUUGCGUCAACUGGGACAAGCUUCGUGCCCUUAUCUUCCAAUCUUCCGGUCACGACCACGAUGACAACGACGAUACUCGACCAGAUAUCGAUCGCUCACCCGUAGUUGGACCUGCACCCCUUCUCAAGGCGGCAAGGCCAAAAAUUGUAGGGCAAAGCCUGCCGGUUUUAAUGCCAGGGGAUGAGGUUCCAAGGUUCGUAGCAAUGGCUUGUCCAUGUGAAGCACCCACAAUGGAAAAGAUUAAGGACACCGUACAAAAGCCGCCACCUCUUCCGGUGCCGUUUCAUUACUCAUAGUGAUUUUUUGUUCGGAUGUUUUUUAAAUUGCGCUGAUUAAUGAAAUUAAGAACCCCAACAUAUUACUCGUCACUGUUUUCCAUCGUUAUACAUCUGCUGCUCCUAUUCAACGUUUUAUUAUUUAGGAUAAUUAUGGUAGUGAUUAGAAGUGAAAGUAAAUGCGUAGGGAUAUUAGGGGGCAGAGCAAUAUUUGCGUGUUUCGUGCUUUGCAGUUGAGUGUUGGUAUGGACUAUUGAUUAGGACAAUGCAUUAAUGUUUUGAAGCUCAGACUGUAGUUUGGAGACAACAACUAUGUUUGUCGUAUUUCGGUUCUCGUGUUCCUUCUUACCAGAAUAUAUGUAGUUAGUAUUUAAAA